Molecule: messenger RNA, 2051 nt
Organism: Vitis riparia (riverbank grape)
Lineage: Eukaryota; Viridiplantae; Streptophyta; Magnoliopsida; Vitales; Vitaceae
Exons: 7
Coding region: 327-1856 (509 amino acids)
Biological process (GO): chromatin remodeling
Cellular component (GO): Ino80 complex
Source: RefSeq, a predicted model, not a curated record
AAAAAAAACUAAUACAAAAGGGAUAAAUGGAGAUGGGUAUUGAGAAAAUGAGAAAUGACCUUUACCAUUAUCAAAACCAGGCACAUAGUGCCCAAACUCAGCCUCAAACUCUAACCCUAGCUUCCAUGCUACACACCCAGCUUCAAACCCCUUUUCUCUUUCACCCCAAUAUUGCUUCUAGAAACUUCUUUUUGCGGCGGCGUAGGGUUCUGGACCUGUUGGGCAAGGUCUGCUGCAGUUAUGGGGUUUAUUGAGUGUGAUCCCCUCAAUUUCUGAUUCUUGAGAAGCAUCGGUGCUCCAAACCUGCUGUUAGAUUUUGUAUAGCAAUGGAAUGUUUUGGAGGUUCUGGGUUCACUGUUGCAGGCUGCACUAUAAGGAGGAAGAGGAGCAGCAUAUCUCGACGGCCACGCCCUGAGUCACAAACAUUUCCAGAGAGCAGUAAUCUUUUCCCAUUGUCCUUGACACCACCUUUAAACAGGAGUGAAGGUGAAACUGCCCCUAAAAGGAGCAGGAAGGACAACGGAGGAUUUGGAGAUAUCAAUUCAUUUGAGAGAAAUGAUCAUUUGAAAAAUGGGUCAGAUUUUAAAGUGGGUAAUGAUGGUGCCCAUUUAGGCCGAGGAAGGAAUGGUGAUAAUUGGAAUUCAAGGGAGUCAACUGUUGUUUCUGAUGGAAUAGGAAGCGAGAACAAGCUGAAAAAGGUAAAGCUCAAGCUUGGUGGUGUUACUCGAACAAUUCACACCAAUGCUGCAUCAGAGUUUGCCUUCAGUGAUGGCUCUUUUGCCACAAAAACCUCACGUUCUUCAGAUGCUCGCCAGCCCCAUCUGAAGCUGAGUUUUCAGGAUAACAUUGAUAGCAGCCAAUCCAGUGCUCUAGAUAAGGGGAAAGGCUUGCAAGGGGUCCCUUGGAAGGAUUUCUCCAGAAGUGUUUCUGUGAAUGGAACACACAAGUCUGAGCCAGUUCGUAAGAGUAAGCGGGUUCCUAAGAGACGCAUGUUGGACGUGGGAUUUAAUGAUGAUGAUGAAGAUGAGGAAAUCCGAUACCUUGGUAAGCUCAAUGCCUCCAAGGUUGCUGGAGAUCAUCAAGGGGAAGAUAAAGAUGACAUUGGUGCUUAUAAUUCGCCAAGGUUGGGUAAAGAUGGUAAAAAGAAGUCUAGAUCAGGGAAAGUAUAUGAAGAUAGAGACUACAUGGAAGAUGAAGAACUAACAUCAGAUGAUGAACCUGAAGCUAAAAGGAAAAGGCCAAGAAAGGAAUCUCUUGACUCACUUGUAGAAGGAAGAAAGGAGAUGACUUUCACAACACGUAGACAAGCCCUUCUAUUUGGAAAAGAUACGUUUUCAGGAUCUGAUGCAGGACUUGUUGAGCUACCAAAUGGUUUGCCUCCUGCCUCAUCCAAAAAACAAAAGGAGAAACUCUCUGAAGUGGAGCAGCAACUGAAGAAAGCAGAGGCUGCUCAGAGACGUAGGAUACAGUCAGAAAAGGCAGCUAGGGAGGCUGAGGCUGGGGCAAUCAGAAAAAUACUUGGUCAAGAUUCUGCUAGAAAGAAAAGGGAAGAGAAGAAGAAGCUGCGGGAUGAAUUAGCACAGGGGAGAGCUGCCAACGCUGUGGCACUCGCAUCCAACACCAUCAGAUGGACCAUGGGUCCCACUGGAACAACCGUUACAUUUUCUGAAGAUAUUGGUCUCCCUAAUAUAUUCAACCAUGUCCCCUCCAGUUAUCCACCACCACGUGAAAAAUGUGUGGGUCCAAAUUGUACAAAUGCAUACAAGUAUCGGGAUUCCAAGUCAAAUCUUCCACUCUGCAGCUUACGCUGUUACAAGGCUAUACAUGAACAGGUGUGGCCUUUACUUGCCUGCUAAUGUGCCUCCAAAGCUAAUCUGCAGAUUGUUGUCAAUACAUCAUGUAACUUGAGAAUGCCAGAAAGACCUCUUAAUUUGUUCCCAAGAAGGUAUUCAUCAUUUGAAAAUCGAAAAGAUAUUCAGGCUAUUGAAAGUCGAAAAGGUAUUCUUGCAUUCUCUUUAUUGAUGAUUCCAAAUAGAAUCUUUAUUGCUGUA